AACUCAAAUUUUGUCUUGAUUCUUGAUCAUGUCUAAUACAUUCGAAAAAGUUCCUGGAUUUUGUCCAGACUGUGGAUCUAUUCUUCCACCUUUGAGAGAAAAAGGUGGCGUGACUUGCUACACAUGUUCUAGGGUCUUUGCUGGAGAUUUGAGUGAAGUUUUUGGAAGUUCCAGCGUCAAGUACACAAUACAUUUUAACUCUCGAGAGGCUAGAGAAAAAGAUAACAAAGAGGAAAAGAAAGAUGAGGAAGAUGAAGGUCCAACUGUAGAAAGAAAAUGCCCCAAAUGUGGGAAUGACAAAAUGUCAUACGCUACUUUGCAGCUCCGUUCAGCUGAUGAAGGGCAAACUGUAUUUUACACUUGCACAAAAUGUAAAUUUAAAGAAAGUGAAAAUUCAUAAUUAAAAAACGUUCACGUUAUAUUUUUAAUCUAGUUCUAUUACAGUUUCUUUACAAUA
Messenger RNA from Anoplophora glabripennis (Asian longhorned beetle), 457 nucleotides. It is a transcript of the gene RpI12, whose product is annotated as DNA-directed RNA polymerase I subunit RPA12. Gene Ontology annotation, biological process: termination of RNA polymerase I transcription; DNA-templated transcription. Gene Ontology annotation, cellular component: RNA polymerase I complex. The record is from RefSeq and is a predicted model, not a curated record. The transcript has 2 exons. Gene Ontology annotation, molecular function: zinc ion binding; DNA-directed RNA polymerase activity; nucleic acid binding. Lineage: Eukaryota; Metazoa; Arthropoda; Insecta; Coleoptera; Cerambycidae. The coding region runs from base 29 to 400 and encodes 123 amino acids.